This is a messenger RNA of Terrapene triunguis (Three-toed box turtle), 1240 nucleotides long. RefSeq names its product putative defense protein 3. The transcript has 6 exons. The coding region runs from base 66 to 560 and encodes 164 amino acids. The record is from RefSeq and is a predicted model, not a curated record. NCBI's taxonomy places the organism in Eukaryota, Metazoa, Chordata, Testudines, Emydidae. Gene Ontology annotation, molecular function: oxidoreductase activity, acting on metal ions.
GCACUCAAAACCCAAGGCUAGAAAAUGAAUUUGUUGAGGGAGCCCCUGCAUCAGCCUGUGAGAAUAUGAUGCCUGUGCAUAUGGGGGUCCAGCCCCAGCCAAGUCCAGCCCCCUAUGAGAUCCAGAUUGAUGUAUCUUCCUUCAUGAACAGGCAGCCGAUUAAUGUUCAGAUUGUAGGGCCGGGAUACAGAGGCCUGUUGCUGGAAGCUCGCACCUUUGGCUCCACUGCUGCACUUGGCACUUGGCAGAAUCCUGCCAAUAACACUAAGUUCUUACAGUGCUCUGGAAACCCAAAAGGUGCGAUUACUCAUUCUAACACCGAGUUAAAAACAAGCCUGACCACUUAUACCUGGCUGCCCCCAAUCUCUGGUUGCCCUGACGUUAUUACAUUCAUGGCAACUGUAGCACAGUCUCGUGAAAUUUAUUGGCUCGGUGUCAAAUCCAAAGUGAUCUGGAGAGAUUCUAAAGCUACAUGUGGUGCUGAGAAGCUUACAUGGACAGUUAUUAUUGUGACAAUGAUGUCUUUCCACUUACUGCUUUUCCCUGGCUACUUAUAUUAAGUGUUGGCGUUUCAGAGGAUCUAUUAAAUGGCUAAGGAACAAAUACAGACCCUGUAUACAGUCACUGCAUUUGCUUCUGCCAGGAAGUGGAUUCUGGAAGCCUAAGGCCUUUGUCUACACACGUUAUACUGUUUUUAAACUAUACCAAUAUAGUUAAAGUAAUGCAACCCUCUAGUGCACAGUUAUACUGGUACAGCUUAUUCCCUACAGGCACGUUAUAUAAGUAUAACAAUGUCCUCUCUCUGGGUAUUACUCUCACAACCCUAACCAAUGCCGUUUUAAUAUUACAUGAUCUGUAUGUAGACUAGGACUAAGGUUAAAGUUGAGUAGUACAAAGCCAUAGUGAAAUCUCAGAGCAGCUAGAACUGAUCUGAAAAACAAAAUUAACGCCAUGACUUCAACUGCAUUCUAAAUUAGAACCUAUAUAAGAUCAAACUCAUUUGAUUUGUAUAAGGAAUGGUACACAUCAGGAUAUCACUACUAUAUCUGUAUACCUUUUCAUUAUACAUCAAUAGUACAAAACAUCUUUCAGAAUUAAGACAAUGGCAUUGUAUUCGCUAAUGGUACAUUAAUAGUAGUGGUACACUCCAGAAAUAAUUUCUUAAAAGGCUGGUCAUUUCUUUGGGUACGUCUAUACUUACCUCCGGGUUCGGCGGUAAGCAAUCGAUCUUCUGGGAUCA